CGCGUGUGUGCGCGCGCAUGCAUGCGAGCCAGCGUGGGAGGGAAGACUGAGACGAGCGGAUUGCUGUCAAGAAAGGCGGCGGAGGGUUUCCUUCUUUUCCCCACCCUCCCUUCCUCUCCCCCUCACCCCUUUUGUCACCCCGAUCCACCCGUGUCUCGGCCGCCCCCAUCCCCACUUCUCCUUCCUUCUCCCCCCCCCCCUCCCUCCCUCCCUCUUUUCCCUUUACGAACAUGGCUAGCGAAAAUCGCCCGGCGCCUGAAUCUCGGCCGCCGCCGCCCGUCGAUCCAGACCAAAGCUGCGGUCUGUGCGGCAAAAUGGAGAAGCUGCUACUGUGCGGGCGAUGUAAAAUGUCUUUCUAUUGUAGCAAAGAGCACCAGAAGCAGGACUGGAAGAAGCACAAGCAAGUCUGUAAGGAAGCGGCGAGCCGGCAGGGCCGAGCGACGGACGAGGGUACGCACAACACUUCAGCAAACAGUAACCACCAGCUGCCGCGGCGGCACCUCACACGGGACCCCGUCAAUGGGCAACAGCCAGAGAAGAACCAAGAAACGCAAGGAACGGCAGGCCACCUGCUCACCGGAGCAGGCAUCAAAAGUUGGAGUCAUCGGGGGCCGCACGGUCUGAGCGGCGGCUCUCAGAAACUGGUUCUGGAGUACAUUGUUCCAUGCAUGAACAAGCACGGCAUCUGCGUGGUGGACAACUUCCUGGGCGAGGAGACGGGCGACAGUGUGCUGAGGGAGGUGAGGGAACUGCACCGCAGGGGCCGUUUCACUGACGGCCAAGUGGUCAAUCAGAAAGGAGACUCCUCCAGGGACAUUCGCGGCGACCAGAUUACCUGGAUUGAUGGCAAAGAACCGGGCUGCACGCAGAUCGGGAUCCUAAUGAACAACAUGGAUGAUCUGAUCAGGCACUGCAACGGGAAACUAGGCAACUACAAUAUUAAUGGCAGGACGAAAGCAAUGGUUGCAUGUUACCCAGGCAAUGGAACCGGAUAUGUACGUCACGUUGACAAUCCUAAUGGAGAUGGACGAUGUGUCACAUGUAUCUAUUAUCUAAAUAAAAAUUGGGAUGCACAGGUAAACGGAGGUCUUCUUCGAAUUUUUCCAGAAGACAAAUCACAGUUUGCUGAUAUUGAACCAAAGUUUGACAGGCUACUAUUUUUUUGGUCAGAUCGACGAAACCCACAUGAAGUACAAUCAGCUUUUGCCACAAGGUACGCCAUAACAGUCUGGUAUUUUGAUGCAGAUGAGCGAACACGAGCUAAAGACAAAUAUUCAACAGGUGAAAAGGGAGUAAAAGUUGAAUUAACUAAACCUUCAAAAGACAAUUUGAAAGAAUUUUAAAACCUUCUUUUCCAUUGAGAUAACUUUACCUCAUGAAUGCUGCCAAAUGAGUGGAUGAAGAAUAUAAUAACUACAGUUUGUGACAGGAUGGAAAUUCAGCGACAAAAUGUACUGCAAGAAUGGAACCUAAAUGCCAAGGCUUUACUUUGUAUUCAUUAUCUCUGAUGUUUUUGUUUUGUGUGAAAUGCUUUGGUUGGAACAGGAACAGAAAUACCCCAGCUGGAAUGGUGAAAUGUAGAAAUGCCAGAAAUUAUUCAAAUGCCCUCUGUUUGUCUUUUUUCUUAGUCAUAGAAACUCAUUCCUAUAUUUCAUUAAUUUGAAAUUUGGGAUAAUUUGAAAAAUAAAAUGUAACCUAUGAUAGAUCAAGAAAUCUGCAUUAAUGAUAAUCAUGAGGAAACUAUUGAUUUUUCUGCCUGAUUUCAGUUUCAGUCACUGGUGAGAAAUUGCAAGCAUUUUAAAUAUAAAUGCAAUGUAUAUUCAACUCAAUAAUAACUUUGGUUGUAGCCAUUCAUCACAAGCAGUAUUAAAAAAAAAACUGUCACUUGGUUUUGAGCAACAUAUGCAUGCCUUUCAAAUAGUCUAUUUUUCUUUUAUUUCCCUCGACUUAUUCCAUUCUGACCAUUAUCAUGUACUUUCAUUGUUACAUCACUACUUUUAAUUUUCUGACUUUUGCCAUUAGUUGAGGUCCCCAAUUUUUGUUCCUAUGAAUUUGGUGUCGUUAUAGCUGCUCUGCAACUGGGGCUUAUUAUUUAUCUGACACAUGUUUAGGUUCAUGGCGAGAUUCCUUGUAUGAGAGAGAGACCAAACAAGAUUUUUUUUAUUUUUAAUUAAAACGAUAGUUUGAUUCAACCAUGGGAUAAACCACCAGUGCUUAUAUCGAUGGUCCUCCUAAAAAAAGGUUGGAAAACAUUUUUUAAUAUGUUAACCAGAUAGAAUAUGUACACAAGCUUUAACCAAGAUGUUAAAUACUUAAUUGGUUUGAAUAUUGUUUUAUUUGUACAUUGCUUAUUUUGAAGCAGUACUUUGUUACAACAAUGGCAACAGUCCCCUAAUUUUCUUAAGUAAUUGUGAAGUUUAUUUUACUAUGAAUAAACCAGUGAACCCAUUCUGUACACAAUUGUUUUCAUUACAGAUAUUUUCUUAACUGACUCAGUUUGAAUACUUUCUGCUCAGGCUGCACCUAUGUAAUGUUAUGUCCUCUGCUGUCAACACUUAUAGAUGACUUGGCACAAUGGUGUAUUGUUGCAUUUUCUAAAGCAUCCAGCUAUUUUCUUAUUUGACAGUGUUUUAAAACUCCAUGUGACAUGAGGGCUGCAGUUAAAGAUUCCACAGCAUACACAUAAAUUACUGCUCUUUAAUAUUGUUUGAACAUUAUAAUAUAAAACAGUGUUAAUUAUGAAAUGAAUUGCCUGUUUGUAAAAGUUGCAAAUAAAAAAUAAAACUUUUAUCAUUGUUUACUGAAA
Messenger RNA from Amblyraja radiata (thorny skate), 2806 nucleotides. RefSeq names its product egl-9 family hypoxia-inducible factor 1a (gene egln1a). Lineage: Eukaryota; Metazoa; Chordata; Chondrichthyes; Rajiformes; Rajidae. The record is from RefSeq and is a predicted model, not a curated record. Gene Ontology annotation, cellular component: cytoplasm; nucleus. The transcript is spliced from 5 exons. Gene Ontology annotation, molecular function: ferrous iron binding; peptidyl-proline 4-dioxygenase activity; L-ascorbic acid binding. Bases 231 to 1343 code for a protein of 370 amino acids. Gene Ontology annotation, biological process: cellular response to hypoxia; peptidyl-proline hydroxylation to 4-hydroxy-L-proline.